Messenger RNA from Mesocestoides corti, 4866 nucleotides. NCBI's taxonomy places the organism in Eukaryota, Metazoa, Platyhelminthes, Cestoda, Cyclophyllidea, Mesocestoididae. The record is from the annotation of a GenBank genome assembly.
AUGCUUCGUGGCGCAUACCACCACGCAAUAAUCCUCCCUGCCGCCUGUCUCACUGCGUCAUCCAGACCAGAAUGCGCGGACCAGCAGAGCCACCGCGAGGUCCUCUACAACUCGGACGACCUGGCACGCCACAUGGCCAACUUCGUGAUGAACCAGAUACCCACGGUAUCGGUAGCACAUAUCUCCUCGCGCGACUUCAUUCCACCCAACCUCUGGCGCGACCCCCUCCGUGUCUACGCCUGCCUGUUCGCGCAGGCAAGCCGCGUUCUCUUCCUCGUGACAAAGGAGGACGUCGACAGGUUUGGCGACUUCCUCCACACGCAACUCCGACCCCUUUUGAAACGACCGAUGGCCGUGGAAGACGACUGGAAAUCACGGUUCCUCGUUGUCGCGAUGGGGUACUUUGACUUGCCGAGGCCCCAGCUCUGUGAUGUCGUUCGUUUCCGGGAAGUGGGUUGGUUCAGGGAUAGCAUGGCCUUGUUCGUGUUGGGUCAAAAGAUUCAAGAUUUUUGGACAGCUAGGUGCCACAACACUCAGCUAACCUCAAAGAAUCCAGGCUGGGAUUUUGUUGCCACCCUGGAAGAGACUGAGACGUUUCAGUCAUUGGUGACAGUGAAAACCGUCACCAACGAUGAUACCCCUGAAAGCCAACGAGUAGCCUACGAACGCCUUGCAGGAACCUUCGAUGAUGACGAGUCGGUGGUGCCGAACGACGAUGUGCGCGUCCUUGCACGACGUCAGACCUGCAACUUCCAGGUCGAUAUCGAAACCAAUCGGUCAUUUGAGAUCCACGAACCCCUGGUGUACGGUUACUCACUUGCAAAUCUUGAUAGUCAUACCAAUGGAGUAGGACGUCAACGCCCUUAUUCUGCAGUGCUUUCAGAACCUGACUUCUACGGCUGGUCCAGUGUUGACGAAGCCUUCGGUGAUGCGACUGAUGACAAUGUCCUCGAGCUGGAUGACACGCACACGACAAGCAGCAGCGCGAGGGAGAUGCAGUGGUCAUCUCCGGACAGUAUUUCCUUGCCUAACGAGGCCAAACUCCAAGAAAUCGUUUCUGCCGAAGAAAACGAACCCACUCUUGUUGUGGCAGAAAGCGAGGAUUUCGAGGGUGCCUCUUCACCAUCAAACGAUACAGACGAAACUCUGAUUUCUUCAGGCGGCGUCGCAGACGGAUCUAGACCACCAAAACCAGCUAGACGGGAGAGAAUUGUUGAUGUCCAAAGGGACGAUCAACUGCAGGAACCACCGCUAGUAAUCAAGCGAAAAAAAUUUGUACGAGAUGAAGACGGUAGCGUUGGCGGUGUUACUGAUGACGAAGUAGUCUUCCCUGUGGUUCCUGUGGCUCCGCUUGAAAAUCCUUUGGAGUCCAUAAUUGAGCGUUCAGUGGAAGACGACCCAAGUGCUUGCCAAACAGAAAAUCGUGACGCCCUUCCUGAACCCCCAGCAAGGCCAAAACCCACUACACGAACUACCCAAAAUCACUUUGAUAAUCUCGCUUCGGUGCCACCAAAUUCAGUAAAUUCCAACGAGCAACCAACCCCGGAAACUGUCUCAUUUGAAUCUGGAGAUGAGGAAAAAACGUGGAACUGCGUGAACCCUGAAAAGCGCAAUUAUUAUUCAUUAGAAUCUCCUGAAUCACCUACUAAUCCUUUAUCCAACGUACCGCGAUCUCUGGAAGGUAGUCCGUUCUUCACAGACUUUGGCCGAGGUGCAACCAGGGGGAACGGAAAUGCCUCUGGAAAUUUCCGGAAACGCAGGGCUGCGCCGUUGAAUGAUGCAACCUCGGAUUACAUCUCAAUGACUUCACCAGGUCCUCCUUUGUCACAAGUAGGUCUACAUGAGGAAACCAUAAGUGAAGAAGACAUCGAAAAUACAUCGCAUCAUCCAAUUAGUGCUUCUCUAUUGUCUGACCAUGAAAUUGAAUUCCUGGUUCCCCAGAAAAGUGAACCAUUUGUUUCUGAAGGUAAUGAACCCAUUAGUCCAAACGAAAGUGCUGUUUACAACCGAUUUCAGGAGAAUUCUGAGGCUGGAUUUGAAGAAGGCGAGGCAGUGGUGCUUUCCGACUUGAAUCGAGGAGAAAACGUGACUUCAGGAAGCCCCUCGUACGCUGAAGAUAGUCUCAUUACUUGCCUGGGAAGAACCGUGAUGAGCCCUAGUUCUGACGAGACGGCAUCGCUCGUUCGUGGUCACCAAGAGGAGCAUCAGAGUGCUCCGUCCGCGAAAACAGUUACUGAAUCCGAGUCGCUAGGAACGAAUGGCAAAACGGACUCUCAGAGUGAGGUUAAACCACACAUCCUUGGCAACAUCCCGUCUGACGAAGAUCGAGGUGCACCAGGCCAAGACAACGAUCAACAGGUUCCCGAUUGUGUAAAUAAAAGUCCAUUAGACGAAGAAACAGGCUUUGAUCUUGCCAAACCGGAUGCGCCAUGCAGAAUUACCGGGACGACAGAUGUAACUCUGAGUUCUCAGGGUUGCGGAGACGAAGCGUCAAGUGAACACGACCCUCAGAACUCUUCUUCUACCGUGGUGACGCCCUCACUCAGCUUCUUGCCUGCCAAAACAUCAUUGCAGGAAGGUGAUAAGGCCACUAAUGCCUCAAACGCGAGUCUAACAGAACCAGCUGUCAAGGCAACGAUUUUGCCGAUUUCGUUUGUGGCCGCUGCGGGUCAAGACAAUGCCGCUCCAAGUGGAAUUCUUGAAGGGAACGCGGAGAGACCAAUUGUGCCUCAUGCUGCUGAGGAUGAAAAAGGUCCUCGAAUUAAAGCCACCGUGGAACCUGAUGGAAUCUCGGCAAGUGGACCAAUGGAACAAAAUCAGUUACCUUCAGAAGGCCUUCAAGGACUCGAAGGUAAAGUGGUUCUUGGUCCUCCAGACAUCUCCCAGAUAUCCACAGCAGACAACAAUAGCGCAGUUGUGUGUGAAAAAGCCAAAGAAUGUAAUGCGGACAUGUCUAAAUCAACAAAUAAUGAACCUGAUUUGGAUAGAUUAAAAACACUUGCCCACGAAACAAAAGCACAAUUGCGUCCUGAUAAUUCCUCACACCAACAGGCGUCGGACAACAACGGGACAGUUUCCUCGAACAAGUUGGAAAAUUCUACCACUUAUGAACUGCCGAAUCAGAGUAGGAUUUUAACAAGCCCAGAGAAUUGCCAUUCUUCGCAACGGGUACAUCCAAAAGAGGUUGGUGGAGAUAUUUCAGAAGCAGGAAGCAACCGGCUAAAAGUAAUCCCGCUUGCAACCAACGGCGACGUAGCGACUGAAGAAUCUUCCGAACGGAAAGAAAGGUUGGCCAAGAAGGUUUUGUUUAAGGAUUUGCAGACAAGUGACACGGCGGUCACUCAGGAAGUUAGCAGGUCUGUAGAGGACGUCCAAUCCCCAAAUUCACCAACAAUUCAGGAGCCCAACAUCCAACUAAGUAACACUUCAACGCGUGGCUAUCCUGAGGAUUUUGUUGAAGCUAGUGACCAUUCAACACGUCUAGGUGGAGCAAUAAGACAAAAUUUAAGCAAAACCACAGCGUUACCAUUGUUUUCGCCCCCAAACUCUGAAGAACUGUUUACUGUAACUGCCCGCCCUACUGGUUUUAGAGAGGAAACUGAACCUCACGAGUUUUCGCGCACUUUGGGUCCAUGCACUGGCAAAAGUCGAGGAAAAACAACGUUACGGCAACUUGAGAAGUCUGUGGAGCCAGAAUUCGUGACUUUAAAUGUCACAGGUCCAGAGGCUACAGAGGUAGGUUCGCUGGCUGGUGAAAGUAGGAAUCAAGUAAAGACCAAUGAGAAAACAGGAAGCUUCAAGGAUCAGGAGUCCCCGAUUUCUGACUCAUCACCUGAUGAGUCACCGCAACAUGGUGGUAGAUCCGCUUGCUUCCAGGACCAGAUCCCCAACCCCCACACAUAUGAAAGUCCCUCAAAACAAGAGCACUCAUUUCCGGAUGAAAGUUACUCUGCGGAAGAAACAGCCUUCAAAAGAUUUCAACCGACCUUUGCUUUCUCCUCAAACCGACAAUCGCCGUUCCCGGACUCAGACUGUGACCCAGAGAUCACUUCAGCGACAAUGUCAAGACCCUGGCACCUGUCGCCGACAAGGCUCGAAUCAACUCCAGCGACCAGGCCAAUAAUUGUAGCAGGAUCUGCAAACGCGGUCUCCCAGGGUCGAGUGGGCAGGAGAACGUCCCAGGACAGUCAAGCCAGUGCCCUGCCCUCUCUCUAUUACCCCCCUCAGGCAGUUGAAGAGACGCGAUCCGACGUUGUGCUUCGACGGAGGGCGUCUGUCGAACGCAGGCCAACAGGGAGUACGGGACGAUUCAGCACGAUCUCCAUUGACGAGGACUCGAACCGUCAGGAACACGUUGAACUGGUCGAUGCUGCUGUCGGUCGAAGCCGAUCCAAAUCACAUGCAGCUGGAGACAGUCGUCGACGUGGAAGGUCUUCACCAGUGCAGAUACUCUACGAAACCGGUGAAUAUCAUCGAAACAUCAGCACGCAGGCGAAGUCCGGUAGGCGAUCGUCUCAAGCCGACGAUGGCGGACGAUACUUCCGCCUGGUGAAGGACCCGGUCCACAGCGACGUGAAAGGUCCAUCGACGUACUGGAAGGAUCGAUCUGUCGGCUCUCCGACUCCCUACGCUCUCGCCAAUUUUUCCGACAACACUUCAGAGAUUUCAGCUACCUCGGACAUCAGCAGCGUUGGGAGCAGAGAAAUCGGAAUCACCAAUGCCUCGAAAAAGGACGUGGCACAAGCCCUCGUCUCUGUAUAUACGGCUCUUGGCAAGGCAUCAAAGAUUAUUUCCGCGUCGUCACAAGUAAUCAUGCAACAGGUUGAACGAUUAAAUAGUGAAAAGUCAGGCCAAACGGAAGAUUGA